GAUCCCGGCGAGCAGCUGGCGGCGGAGCGGCAGCCACGAUGUGCGGAAUCUUUGCCUAUAUGAACUACAGAGUACCCAGGACAAGGAAGGAAAUCUUUGAAACCCUCAUCAAGGGCCUACAGCGGCUGGAGUACCGAGGCUAUGACUCAGCAGGUGUGGCCAUUGAUGGAAACAAUCAUGAAGUCAAAGAGAAACAUAUCCAGCUAGUGAAAAAGAAGGGGAAAGUGAAGGCACUGGAUGAAGAGCUCUAUAAGCAAGACAGCAUGGACCUAAAGGUGGAGUUUGAGACACACUUUGGCAUUGCCCAUACACGCUGGGCCACCCAUGGGGUCCCCAGUGCUGUUAACAGCCACCCACAGCGUUCAGACAAAGGCAAUGAAUUUGUUGUUAUCCACAAUGGAAUCAUCACAAACUACAAAGAUCUGAGAAAAUUUCUGGAAAGCAAAGGCUAUGAAUUUGAGUCAGAAACAGACACGGAAACCAUUGCCAAGCUGAUUAAAUAUGUAUUUGACAACAGAGAGACAGAGGACAUUACAUUUUCAACAUUGGUUGAAAGAGUCAUUCAGCAGUUGGAAGGAGCAUUUGCAUUGGUUUUCAAGAGCAUCCACUACCCAGGAGAAGCUGUUGCCACAAGGAGAGGCAGCCCACUGCUCAUCGGAGUCCGAAGCAAAUAUAAGCUCUCCACAGAGCAGAUCCCUGUCCUGUACAGGACAUGCAACAUUGAAAAUGUGAAGAUGAUCUGUAAAGCCAGGAUGAAGAGGCUGGACAGCUCUGCCUGCCUUCAUGCUGUGGGGGAUAAGGCUGUGGAAUUCUUCUUUGCUUCUGAUGCAAGUGCUAUCAUAGAGCACACUAACAGGGUCAUCUUCCUGGAAGACGAUGACAUUGCUGCAGUGGCUGAUGGGAAACUCUCCAUUCACCGAAUCAAGCGCUCAGCGAGUGAUGACCCCUCUCGAGCCAUCCAGACCUUGCAGAUGGAAUUGCAGCAAAUCAUGAAAGGUAACUUCAGUGCAUUUAUGCAGAAGGAGAUCUUCGAACAGCCAGAAUCUGUUUUCAAUACAAUGAGAGGUCGAGUGAAUUUUGAGACCAACACAGUGCUUCUGGGUGGCUUGAAGGACCAUCUGAAGGAGAUUCGACGAUGCCGAAGGCUUAUCGUCAUUGGCUGUGGAACCAGCUACCAUGCUGCUGUGGCUACACGGCAAGUUUUGGAGGAACUGACUGAGUUACCUGUGAUGGUUGAACUUGCCAGUGAUUUUCUGGACAGGAACACACCUGUGUUCAGGGAUGAUGUUUGCUUCUUCAUAAGCCAAUCAGGAGAGACUGCAGACACUCUCUUGGCUCUGCGCUACUGUAAGGACCGGGGAGCACUGACUGUGGGUGUCACCAACACUGUGGGCAGCUCCAUCUCCCGUGAGACCGACUGUGGAGUCCACAUCAAUGCAGGACCAGAGAUCGGCGUAGCCAGCACCAAGGCUUAUACCAGUCAGUUCAUCUCUCUGGUAAUGUUCGGCUUGAUGAUGUCUGAAGACCGAAUUUCUCUACAAAGCAGGAGACAAGAGAUCAUUCGGGGCCUGAAAUCAUUACCUGAGCUGAUCAAAGAAGUAUUGUUGCUCGAUGAGAAGAUCCAUGACCUGGCCCUUGAGCUCUACACACAGAGGUCACUCCUGGUUAUGGGACGGGGCUAUAACUAUGCCACAUGCCUGGAAGGAGCCUUGAAAAUUAAAGAGAUAACUUACAUGCAUUCAGAAGGCAUCCUGGCUGGGGAGCUGAAACAUGGGCCCCUGGCCCUCAUCGACAAGCAGAUGCCAGUCAUCAUGGUCAUCAUGAAAGACCCUUGCUUUGCCAAAUGCCAGAAUGCCCUGCAGCAGGUCACAGCUCGCCAGGGUCGCCCAAUUAUACUGUGCUCCAGAGAUGACACUGAAAGUUCCAAGUUUGCAUAUAAAACCAUCGAGCUGCCCCACACAGUGGACUGCCUUCAGGGCAUCCUGAGUGUGAUUCCACUUCAGCUUCUGUCGUUCCACCUGGCCGUUCUCCGAGGCUAUGACGUUGACUUCCCCAGAAAUCUGGCCAAGUCUGUCACUGUAGAAUGAGAAGAAACGAUGAUGAGACCAUUGUCUCCUUAAGCCUGAUUGAAGAUUUAUCCCAACUGUGGGAAUGCCAUGUGGGAAAAACGUGGGCAUUCCAUGUGUCCCACGCUCCCAGUAGAGCUUGACAGCUUUGAUGUGCCUUGUACCCAAGUGCUUUUGCUUAUAGCAACUACUGCUUCUCUGUGUCCUGAAGUCACCGGAGGAGAAAGAAUCAUGUUUACACACGGGGAUCAGAGCAGGCUUUCCCACUACUGUGCAAUAGAGAUAUACCGCUUUUUUCAGAGUAACUGUGAAUCUGUUUUUAAUCAACACUAGUUAGUUUUUAAGACAAACUAUUUAUAAUAAUAAUUUGUAUAGCUCUUAAGUUAUUUUUCUAGUAUGUGGCUUUCUGUAGCCGCAGUAAUGCCCAGACUAUGCAUCUCAUCUCUCAGUGCUCCAUCUCUGGGCUCACUCCUGGUGAGUGUAUUCAUCUCAUAUUUGGGCACAAAGCAUUGGCCCUUGGACUUCUUUCUCCUUUCCUUAAUUCUUGACAUUGCUUCUGUCUUCUGACAUCAGUGAAUUUCCCCCCUCCCCAAUAUCUUCCUGUACCUCUUAUUAAGUCCCAUUGAAAACUUCACUCCUUUCAGCAUUUUUCUUCUCAGAUGGUCAAAUUCUGGCCAUUCUCCCACUUCUGCUUGGCCAGAGUGUGGCUGUAUUGAAGCCAGGCAGCACUUUGCUCCCUGCUCCCUACUCAUAGUAAAGCAGCUUGAACUACCCAUGCAAGAGGGUAGCUUCAAGAGGACUGCCCUGCUCUGUUUAAAAGCGUGCACAAUCAAUGUACUAUGCAAUUUUAAGACAAUAAAGACAGUACCAUUGUU
Jaculus jaculus (lesser Egyptian jerboa) is the source of this 2941-nucleotide messenger RNA. It is a transcript of the gene Gfpt2, whose product is annotated as glutamine-fructose-6-phosphate transaminase 2. Bases 39 to 2087 code for a protein of 682 amino acids. The record is from RefSeq and is a predicted model, not a curated record. Gene Ontology annotation, biological process: UDP-N-acetylglucosamine metabolic process; carbohydrate derivative biosynthetic process; fructose 6-phosphate metabolic process. The transcript is spliced from 19 exons. Lineage: Eukaryota; Metazoa; Chordata; Mammalia; Rodentia; Dipodidae. Gene Ontology annotation, molecular function: carbohydrate derivative binding; L-glutamine:D-fructose-6-phosphate transaminase (isomerizing) activity.